Messenger RNA from Procambarus clarkii (red swamp crayfish), 660 nucleotides. The record is from RefSeq and is a predicted model, not a curated record. NCBI's taxonomy places the organism in Eukaryota, Metazoa, Arthropoda, Malacostraca, Decapoda, Cambaridae.
AGGGAGUGAACGUCGCUGGCAACUCCACCGCUGGAUUAGAGGGAGUGAGCGCCGCUGGCAACACCUCCUCUGGAAUAGAGGGAGUGAGCGACGCUGGCAACACCACCGCUGGUAAAGAGGGAGGGAACGCUGCUGGUAUAGAGGGAGUGAGCGCCACUGGCAACACCUACGCUGGUAUAGAGGAAGUGAGCGCCACUGGCAACUCCACCGAUGGUAUAGAGGGAGUGAACGCCGCUGCCAACACCUCCGCUAGUAUAGAGAGAGUGAACAACGCUGGCAACACCUCCGCUAGUAUAGAGGAAAUGAGCGCUGCUGGCAACACCGCCGCUGGUAUAGAGAGAGUGAGCGCCGUUGGCAACACCGCCGCUGGUAUAGAGAGAAUGAGCGCCGUUGGCAACACCGCCGCUGAGGAAGUGAGCGCCGCUGGCAACACCGCCGCUGGUAUAGUGGAAGUGAGCGCCGCUGCCAACACCACCGCUGGUAAUGAGGGAGGGAACGCUGCUGGUAUAGCGGGAGUGAGCGCCGCUGGCAACACCUACGCUGGUAUAGAGGAAGUGAGCGCCGCUGGCAACACCGCCGCUGGUAUAGAGGAAGUGAGCGCCGCUGCCAACACCACUGCUGGUAAAGAGGGAUUGAGCGCCGCUGGCAACUCCACCGCUG